Molecule: messenger RNA, 2034 nt
Organism: Medicago truncatula (barrel medic)
Lineage: Eukaryota; Viridiplantae; Streptophyta; Magnoliopsida; Fabales; Fabaceae
Product: protein BREVIS RADIX
Exons: 6
Coding region: 592-1593 (333 amino acids)
Source: RefSeq, a predicted model, not a curated record
AUUUUUUUUCAUUUGGACACGCUUUGGUUCUUUUAAAUUUUUGUUCUUUUUUGAUUUUAUUCGAAUUUGUGUGUGUGAUAAAGCAAAGCAUAUAGUAGUACUUUGGUCAUUCAUUCAUUCCUUGCCCCUCCCAUAUUGUUUGUGUUCUUUUCUUUCACUGCUUUUAAUUAAGUAUAUAGGCCCAUUGUUUCCUUCUUUUGAGAUUUUUGAGAUCACUUUUGAUCUUGCUCUAAUCCCGAGCUAGCUUCCCUUCAUUUUUGCUUUUUCAUCUUUCUCUUUUGCCCCAUAUUUUUUAUUCAUCCAUAGGACCAUUUUGUUUCCUCUUUUUGUAUUAUGCUUAUUUUGCAUUUUAACUCUUGUUAGUACAUUUUGUUGUUACACUAGUUGGAUCCUAACUAACUAUUGUUAUGUGUGCUGGUAUGUUUAUUUAGAUGACACAAACUAGCAUUUCUAGAACUGUGUCACUGUUUCAUUCAUUCAAUGCAAUAAGUGAUUGCUUUUACCUACCCAUUACCAAUUUUGCUCUUUAUUGUAUUUUGGAAGGAAGUAAUUAAUUAAAAGGAGGGGUGAAGAAAAGAAAAGAAAAGAAAGAUGUUUACAUGCAUAGCUUGUACGAAAACAGAUGAGAGGGAUGAAGAUGGGCGUGAGAGUGGCACGCCUAGUACUAAAGAAGCCGUCAAAAGCCUCACCACUCAGAUAAAGGACAUGGCACUGAAGUUUUCAGGUGCUUACAAGCAAUGCAAACCUUGCACAGGAGGAUCAAGUAGCUACAACAAGAAAGGACAUAGACCAUAUCCAGACUUUGACACAAUCUCAGAAGGGGUACCAUACCCUUAUAUUGGAGGUGCAAGCUCAAGUUCAACCCCUGCAUGGGACUUCACUAGCUCUAACUACCCUGGUCCAAGAUAUGCCGGAGACCGCACCCCUAGAGGACGCGACUCUGCAUCAGUAUGUGAUGUUGUGUUAGAGGAUGAUGAUGAACCAAAGGAAUGGAUGGCACAGGUUGAACCGGGGGUUCAUAUUACCUUUGUGUCUCUUCCUAAUGGUGGAAAUGAUCUCAAGAGAAUUCGCUUCAGCCGUGAGAUGUUCAAUAAAUGGCAAGCUCAAAAAUGGUGGGGCGAGAAUUAUGACAGAAUCAUGGAACUUUACAAUGUCCAAAGAUUCAAUCGACAAGCUCUCAACACUCCUUCAAGGUCUGAAGCCGAUGAGCAAAGAGAUUCUACUUACUCAAGAUUGACAUCAGCAAUGGAAAGUCCUAUGGCAUCAGUUAAGGAUUGGACACCAAGGAGUCACUACAAACCCUCUGGAGCGUUUGAUCAAGGCGGUGGCAACCACUUUCAAGGAGGUUCAUCUAUGGAACCAUCAAGGGCAACCACCUCAUCUAGGGAUGAACCUUCAAUUAGCAAUGCAAGUGAAAUGGAGUCAGAAUGGGUAGAACAAGAUGAGCCUGGAGUUUACAUUACAAUCAGACAGUUAGCUGACGGUACUAGGGAGCUUAGACGUGUCAGAUUCAGCCGGGAAAGAUUUGGAGAGGUAAAUGCGAAAACAUGGUGGGAAGAUAACAGAGAAAGAAUUCAAGCUCAAUACCUUUGAAGUCUAUUAUCCUAACAAAAAGUGGAUGUCCUAAACUUGUGGAAUCCAAAAUUUUGUUUCUAAAAGAUUGUCGGUAUGACUCCGUAUUAUGAAGCAAUUUAGAUCGCUUAUAGCCAACAUUGUCCCUCAGACAAAAUCUCAGUUGUUGGAUUAAUCUAACUGCCAGAGCAGCCGAAUUAUAGAGCGGAGUACUAUAGAGAAAAGUUGGAGACUUUACACCAUCUGGUGUUAAAUUAACAGUCACAUGAUAGUACAAAUCAGGGAUUUAGUUGUGGUGACCCAUUUUUGUCAAGGAUCAGUUACCAUUGGAUUGAGAAGUCUAAUCUUUUAUUACAUAUCCAUUUUUUUUAUUCUCAUUUUCUUGCUUACCUUGUAUAAGGGAUGUUUUCUGCUGUUACAUUAAUUUAUUACUAAUUUGUUUAUUUUUUUCUCCUAGUGGAA